This is a messenger RNA of Mytilus trossulus (common blue mussel), 1233 nucleotides long. RefSeq names its product protein transport protein SEC24-like. The transcript has a single exon. Bases 1 to 1233 code for a protein of 410 amino acids. The record is from RefSeq and is a predicted model, not a curated record. NCBI's taxonomy places the organism in Eukaryota, Metazoa, Mollusca, Bivalvia, Mytilida, Mytilidae.
AUGAAAGAGCAACAUUUCGAGAACUCCCACCUCCACGAUAGGUUCCAACAAAUUCAACCACCAAUUGAACAGGACUUUAACAGCCACAAUAGGCAGAGAAGCAAUCAGCGCAGUAGGUUGUUAGAAAAUUCUGUCAAUUAUAUUCAACCGCCACAACCAACGGUUCAACUGCCUGUUGAUCAUACCGUCAACUUCAAUCAACAACCUCAACCAGUUGUUCAACUGCCUGUUGAACAUGCAGUCAACUUCAACCAACGUCAACAAGCUGUUCAACUACCUGUUGAACAUAUCAUCAACCACAACCAACAAAGACAGCAAGCUGUUCAACUCCCGGUUGAACAUAAUGACAACUACCCUCUAUCAAAUACUAGAGCCAUUCAUCUACUUGGUGGUCACACAGUCACCAACACACAACCAACUCAGCAGCCAAUUCAACAAUCAAUUCAACAAUCAACCCGGUAUACCAUUAGCAACGUACCACAUCAACCACAAGGUACAUCCGUGCCUAACAGACAAUCGCCUACUCAACAAGGUUUCAACAGGUCAUCUCCGACUGUUGCCAAUCAACCAAUCAACCACAAGGCUACAGGUCAACAACCACCUCAACCCAACAUCAACAGGUCAAACCCUUUACCUGCACUUAGGUCUACUCCACCCGUCAGGGAAAGGGUACCUUAUCAACAACUUCCACCGACCGCCAACAGGGCCAAUCAACCACCCUGUCCCAGGUCAACAGGUCAACUACAGUCAACUAGACAACAAAAAUAUACCUUUCCAGUCAGUACAGCCGGACAACAAAACAGAGUGAUUGAUAAUCAACAACAUCUACCACCGAUCAGACAUCCUGUCAAUAUACCACAUACCAACAGCCAUGUUCCACCGACACAACAAUUUAACAGAACAGGUCUAUACCAACCUAACACCAACCAGUCAGGUUUUCAACAACCAUUCAACAACACAAUGGGUCAGCAGGGGCAACCGCCUCAGGCCAUACAUAACCAACAGGAAGUUUACAGGCAACAACCGGUGCAACAUCUCCAAAAUGUUACUGCACCUAUACAUCAGACUCAACAGCCAUUUGGAAAUAUACCAUACCAGCAGGAGAGGCCCUAUCAGCCUUCAACAACACCAAAUCUUGUACAAAGAACGGCUCAAUCAGGGUAUUAUGACGCAGCUCCACACUUGCCAGUGUACCCACAACAACAGUUGUACAAUAACCGUCCACACACUUAG